AUGGGUUAUUCCGAUGAUUCUCCAACCCAAACUUCCUAUCGUCAACAUCUUCUUAACGAAAACGUAGAUGAACAAGAUCCAAACCCAGGAUUCAAAUCACACAAAAAACUAGCUCUUCUCCCUCUAAUCUUUCUCAUCUACUUUGAGGUUUCUGGUGGACCUUAUGGUGAGGAAGCCACAGUAAAAGCCGCAGGUCCAUUUUUUGCAAUUCUAUGUUUUGUAAUUUUCCCUUUUAUUUGGAGUGUUCCAGAGGCACUUUUAACUGCAGAAUUAGCCACCACUUUUCCUGGAAAUGGUGGGUUUGUUAUUUGGGCUAAUGAAGCUUUUGGCCCUUUUUGGGGUUCUCUUAUGGGAAAUUGGAAAUUUUUCUGUGGUGUCAUAAAUUUAGCAUCUUAUCCUGUUCUAUGUUUAGAUUAUGUUAAACUUGUUUUUCCUGUUUUGUCUUCUGGUUUUCCUCAUUAUCUCUCAAUUGUUGUCUCAACUUGUUUGUUAUCUUUUUUGAAUUAUUCUGGUUUGGCUAUAGUUGGUUAUACUGCUGUUGCUUUAGGUGUCAUUUCUCUUUUACCUUUUCUUUUGAUGUCUUUGAUUUCAUUGCCUAAGAUUCAGCCUGGUAGAUGGUUGAGUUUUGGUCAAGAGGGUGUGGAGAAAGAUUGGACACUUUUUUUCAAUACUGUUUUUUGGAACUUGAAUUUUUGGGAUAGUGCUAGUACUUUGGCUGGGGAAGUUGAAGAGCCACAUAAGACUUUUCCUAAAGCUUUGUUUUUUGCUGGAUUGUUAACUUGUUUGGGUUAUAUAAUUCCUUUGUUGGCUGCAACUGGUGCUAUGCCCCUUGAUCAAGAGAAUUGGGUUGAUGGGCAUUUUGCAAAUGUGGCUUAUUUGAUUGCUGGAGAUUGGUUGAAAUAUUGGAUGGAAAUCGGUGCGGUUUUGUCGAUUAUUGGAUUGUUUGAAGCUCAAUUGAGUAGCUCUGCGUAUCAGCUUUUGGGUAUGGCUGAUUUGGGAUUUAUACCGAAAAUAUUUGGUGAAAGAUCCAAGUGGUUUAACACACCUUGGAUGGGGAUUUUGGUUUCGACAAUGAUAUCACUUGCUAUGACAUUUUUUAGUUUUACAGAGAUUAUAUCCACUGUGAAUUUCUUGUAUAGUUUAGGGAUGCUUUUGGAGUUUGCUUCUUUCCUUAAAUUGAGGAGGAAGUUUCCUACAAUGAAAAGACCUUAUAAGGUUCCUUUUGGAUUCUUUGGUUUGAUUAUAAUGUGUUUUGUCCCAUCUGUGCUUUUGGUUUAUGUGAUGACAGUUGCUACCAAAACUGUGUUAGUGACUAGUACUUUCUUAACAUUAUUAGGGAUAGUGUUGUAUUAUUUCAUGAAUCUUUGCAAGUCCAAAAGGUGGAUUGAAUUCAAUGGAGUAGGAGAUAUAAUGGAAGAAGAAGAAGAAGAUGAUAUUGUUAUAUAG
This is a messenger RNA of Lathyrus sativus (Indian pea), 1446 nucleotides long. Lineage: Eukaryota; Viridiplantae; Streptophyta; Magnoliopsida; Fabales; Fabaceae. The record is from the annotation of a GenBank genome assembly.